Messenger RNA from Pogonomyrmex barbatus (red harvester ant), 2107 nucleotides. Its product is annotated as putative fatty acyl-CoA reductase CG5065. Gene Ontology annotation, biological process: long-chain fatty-acyl-CoA metabolic process. Gene Ontology annotation, cellular component: peroxisome. NCBI's taxonomy places the organism in Eukaryota, Metazoa, Arthropoda, Insecta, Hymenoptera, Formicidae. Gene Ontology annotation, molecular function: alcohol-forming very long-chain fatty acyl-CoA reductase (NADP+) activity. The record is from RefSeq and is a predicted model, not a curated record.
CUUUCCCGCUCGACACACUUGGAAACGGGAUCUCGUAGCCGGGACACGUAGUCCGACAUACACACACAUACGCGCGCGUUGCGUAAAAUUUAGAUCUGUGGAUAAAACCGAUACGCUUCACGCGUGUGUGUAUGUGUCCGCGCGAUUCGCUGAAAAUAAAUGCGAAAGCAUCAAGUCGGGAUCGGAGUGGUACUUUCCCGGUCUACGACGACCGGUUCGCACCACUCGACUGAGCAUGGCCGAAUCCGAGGCCGAGCGAGACUUGAAGCCUGAGACAGUUCCAGCCGUGUCGCAUUCGUCCGUCGACCGUUUCUUCUCGCGGGAAACUUUUCGAAGGAUCGUUCCCACACGGUGCAAAAUAUGGAGCACGACAAAACGGACGAAGUGGUGCCGGACAGAGUGGCUCAGACUUUCGCUGGUCAGAAGAUAAUGUUGACCGGCGGCACGGGAUUUUUAGGAAAAGUAUUAAUCGAAAAGUUUCUGCGAUGUUUGCCCGACAUAUCGCACAUUUACAUGCUCAUCAGAUCGAAGAAGGGCAAGGACUGCAAGCACCGUUUGGACGAGAUGUUCAAUUCUCCGCUUUUCGACAAAGUCAAAGCGCAAAGGGGACUGCCGGAGCUCGAGAAAGUGGUAACGGCCGUUAAUGGGGAUGUAUCAUUGCCAGGACUUGGCUUAUCCCCGGAGGAUAGGAAGAUGCUCAUCGAGAACGUUAAUAUCGUGUUUCACGCAGCGGCUACCGUCAGAUUCGAUGAACUGUUGAAGAAAGCGGUACUGUUAAAUACACGUGGUACGAAGCAGAUGAUAGAGUUAGCCAAAGAAAUGAAACAUCUAGUCGUGUUCGUUCACAUCAGUACGGCCUAUUGUCAUCUCGAAGAAAAAAUCCUGCGCGAGAGAACAUAUCCUCCGCCCGCGGAUCCUCAUCAAGUGAUCAAGUGCGUCGAAUGGAUGGAUGAUGACGUAGUCGAGGCAAUGACGGACAAGAUUCUGGGCAAGCUACCUAAUACAUACGCUUUCACGAAGGCUUUAUCGGAAAGUAUUGUCGAAGAAUCUAUGCCACAUAUCCCAUCAAUAAUCCUGAGACCAAGCGUAAUUAUUCCUAUCUGGAAGGAACCGCUUCCCGGUUGGACGGACAACAUCAAUGGGCCUACCGGCCUUUUAAUUGGUGCCGGAAAAGGAGUAAUUAGAACAAUGUACUGUAAUGAAAAUGGUUACGCCGAUUAUUUGCCCGUCGAUAUCGCCGUCAAUGGUAUUCUCCUUGCCACAUGGAAUUUUAUUCAUUUCAAAGAUCAUGAAAAACGUGUUUACAAUAUGACGAGUAGUAGCGAGUUCAAGGUGUCCUGGGCAGAAAUAAUAGACCGCGGCCGAAAAAUAACGCAACGAAUACCUCUGAACGGAGUGGUAUGGUAUCCAGGCGGUAGUUUGAAGAAGUCACGACUUAUGCAUAAUAUUUGUAUAUUGCUCUUUCACAUGAUCCCGGCUUACAUUAUCGAUGCGUUGCUUUUCCUGGCGGGAUAUAAACCGAUCAUGUGCCGUGUACAUCGUCGUAUAAACAAAGGAUUCGAAGUUUUCGAGUAUUAUGCCAAUAAUCAAUGGGAUUUUGAGAAUACGUAUAUUGACGAUAUAAGAGCAAAGCUCAACAGCACGGAAUAUAAAAACUAUCAAGUGCACGGCAAAGACCUAGAUAUAGACGCGUACUUCGAGGAUUGCAUUCGAGCUGCCAGAAUUUACAUCCUGAAUGAACUUCCAGAAACAUUGCCAGCCGCACGUCGGCAUUUGAGAGUUAUGUACUGGGUGGACGUGUUCACCAAAAUAUUAUUUUUCCUGCUUAUUAUAUACAUGUUAGCAUCUUGGAGUGAAAGUUUUAGAACAUUACUUAUAAGCAGUCUGACAUACGUUACGAAAGCAUUAUCAAAUGUUUUGUAAUUUAGUCAAAUUAGGAUUGUUUUCACAUAAACUUAAGCUUAUAUAAAUCGAUCCAGUUAUCGAUUGUCACUUAAUCUCAAGGACACAUGGGGAAUCAAAUAUGUAAUGGUACCUCUAGUGCAUACGCUGCGUGCACCACAUACGGGUAAAAAAACAAACCAUAAAUAAAAACAUUAUUUACACA